Struthio camelus australis is the source of this 5172-nucleotide messenger RNA. Lineage: Eukaryota; Metazoa; Chordata; Aves; Struthioniformes; Struthionidae. The record is from RefSeq and is a predicted model, not a curated record.
AAUGCGAUGAACUUGCCACCUGACAAAGCCAGGUUAUUGCGGCAGUACGACAACGAGAAGAAGUGGGAGCUCAUCUGUGAUCAGGAAAGAUUUCAAGUGAAGAAUCCUCCACAUACGUAUAUCCAAAAAUUAAAGGGCUAUCUUGAUCCUGCAGUGACCAGGAAGAAAUUCAGAAGGCGAGUCCAAGAAUCUACUCAAGUACUCCGAGAACUGGAAAUUUCUUUAAGAACAAAUCACAUUGGAUGGGUCAGGGAGUUCUUGAAUGAAGAAAACAAGGGCCUGGAUGUUCUGGUGGAAUAUUUGUCGUUUGCACAGUAUGCAGUCACUUUUGACUUUGAAAGUUUGGAGAACAAUGUGGAAAACUCAAUGGACAAGUCCAAACCUUGGAGCCGAUCUAUUGAAGACCUGCACAGAGGAAGUAAUUUACCCUCACCAGUUGGCAAUAGCAUUUCUCGCUCUGGCAGACACUCUACUCUACGGUAUAAUACCUUGCCAAGCCGAAGAACGCUAAAAAAUUCCAGAUUAGUGAGUAAAAAAGAUGAUGUUCAUGUCUGCAUCAUGUGUUUGCGUGCCAUAAUGAAUUACCAGUAUGGAUUCAAUAUGGUCAUGUCACAUCCACAUGCCGUUAACGAAAUUGCACUAAGUUUGAACAACAAGAAUCCCAGAACGAAAGCCCUCGUCUUGGAACUGCUGGCAGCUGUUUGUCUGGUCAGAGGAGGGCAUGAAAUCAUUUUAUCUGCCUUCGAUAACUUUAAGGAGGUUUGCGGGGAGAAACAACGCUUUGAGAAGCUAAUGGAGCACUUCCGAAAUGAAGACAACAAUAUUGACUUUAUGGUGGCCUGCAUGCAGUUCAUCAACAUCGUUGUCCACUCGGUGGAAGACAUGAACUUCAGAGUCCAUCUGCAAUAUGAAUUUACAAAAUUAGGCUUGGAUGAGUAUUUGGACAAACUUAAACACACAGAGAGUGACAAACUGCAGGUGCAAAUUCAGGCCUAUCUGGACAAUGUUUUUGAUGUGGGAGCUUUGCUUGAGGAUGCUGAAACCAAGAACGCAGCCUUGGAAAGAGUUGAAGAACUGGAAGAAAAUAUUUCUCAUUUAUCUGAAAAACUCCAAGAUACGGAGAACGAAGCUAUGGCAAAGAUUGUGGAACUGGAAAAACAACUUAUGCAGAGAAACAAAGAACUGGAUGUGAUUCGGGAAAUCUACAAAGAUGCAAAUACCCAGGUUCACACGUUGAGAAAAAUGGUCAAAGAAAAAGAGGAAGCCAUCCAGCGACAGUCAACGCUGGAGAAAAAGAUCCAUGAACUGGAGAAGCAGGGGACCAUUAAAAUCCAGAAGAAAGGUGAUGGGGACAUCUCCAUUCUUCCUGUGGCUCUGGCUUCUGGCAUGUUGCCAGCAGGAUCAGAAACCAUGGCUGGCACAUGUGUUGGAGCAGUUGCUGGAGCUGCAUCUUCAGUACCGUUGCCACCACCUCCACCGCCAUUACCAGCCUUAGCAGCAGCACCCGAGGCAGUACAAAAUGGUCCUUUGACGGCGCCGAUGCCACCUCCGCCCCCACCUCCACCGCCACCUCCACCGCCACCACCACCGCCUCCUCUCCCAGGUCCAGCUCUGGAGACAGCUCCCGCAGCUCCGCUGCCACCACCGCCCCCACCGUCGGCACCCCCCUUGCCGGGAACCGCCUCUCCCACUGUGGUUUUCAACUCAGGACUUGCAGCUGUGAAAAUCAAGAAGCCGAUCAAGACCAAGUUCCGCAUGCCUGUGUUUAACUGGGUCGCCCUCAAGCCCAACCAGAUCAAUGGGACAGUCUUCAACGAAAUCGAUGACGAGAGGAUCCUGGAGGAUUUAAAUGUGGAUGAAUUUGAAGAAAUAUUCAAAACAAAAGCCCAAGGUCCAGCCAUUGAUCUUACUUCCAGCAAGCAAAAGAUAACUCAGAAAGGGUCGAACAAAGUCACGUUACUGGAUGCAAACAGAGCCAAAAAUCUUGCCAUUACUUUAAGAAAAGCUGGAAAGACAGCAGAUGAAAUAUGCAAAGCUAUUCACGUGUUUGACCUGAAAACGUUGCCAGUGGAUUUUGUUGAAUGCCUGAUGCGGUUCCUGCCUACCGAGAAUGAAGUGAAAGUGCUGCGGCUCUACGAGCGGGAGAGGAAGCCCAUCGAGAACCUCUCUGAUGAAGACCGCUUCAUGAUGCAGUUCAGCAAGAUCGAGAGGCUGAUGCAGAAGAUGACCAUCAUGGCGUUUAUAGGCAACUUUGCAGAAAGUAUCCAGAUGCUGACCCCUCAACUUCACGCAAUAAUAGCUGCAUCUGUCUCAAUAAAGUCAUCCCAAAAGCUUAAGAAAAUACUGGAGAUCAUCUUGGCUCUGGGUAACUAUAUGAAUAGCAGUAAACGAGGAGCUGUGUAUGGAUUUAAGCUGCAGAGUUUAGAUCUGCUCUUGGAAACAAAGUCGACAGACCGAAAACAAACGCUGUUGCACUAUAUUUCUAAUGUUGUCAAAGAGAAGUACCAGCACGUGUCCCUCUUUUACAAUGAGCUUCAUUACGUAGAGAAGGCUGCCGCAGUGUCUUUGGAAAAUGUCCUCUUGGAUGUGAAGGAGCUGCAGAGAGGCCUAGACCUGACAAAGCGAGAAUACACCAUGCAUGACCACAACACAAUGCUGAAGGAAUUCAUUCAGAACAAUGAAGGAAAGCUAAAGAAACUGCAGGAUGAUGCAAAAAUAGCCCAGGAUGCCUUUGAUGAUGCUGUGAAAUACUUUGGGGAGAAUCCCAAGACAACACCCCCCUCAGUGUUUUUCCCAGUGUUUGUACGAUUUGUGAAAGCCUACAAGCAAGCAGAAGAAGAAAAUGAGUUGAGAAAAAAGCAGGAACAGGCCUUAAUGGAAAAACUUAUGGAACAGGAAGCACUGAUGGAGCAACAGGACCAAAAGUCUCCUUCACAUAAAACAAAGAGACAGCAGCAAGAGCUAAUUGCAGAGCUCAGGCGGCGGCAAGUCAAAGAUAAUAGACAUGUGUAUGAAGGGAAGGAUGGUGCCAUUGAAGAUAUUAUCACAGCCCUAAAGAAGAAUAAUAUCACUAAAUUUCCAAAUGUUCACUCGAGGGUAAGGAUUUCUUCUAGCACACCGGUGGUGGAGGAUACACAGAGCUGGCAAGCAUCACUUUUUACUUAGCUUCCUCCUCUCUCUGUAUGCCAGACAAACUGCGGGUAGAUGUAGCUAAAUGUAAUACUGGUGAGAGGCUAAAGGCCUGGUGGAGAUUUGGACCGCUUAUUUUUGACCUUCUGUGCAGUAGAGGAUCAGUAGGCCACUGGCAAGGACGCGCCCGUGAUGUUUCUGGAGUGGGCGGUCAGCAACUCCCUGAAACCCGAGCUGUAAAACCCUUGUUGUGAAGGGGCGCGUGUUGGAGGGAGCCCCAUAAGCCUGUUGUGCAGCGUCUGCGGGAGACGUCUCCUCAAAGCCCCAAGUUAUUCAGGAAACGUGUAGGCGAGAGCAGCUGCUCUCACGGGCUCGAAUGCUCCUUGACGGUAAGCGGCAGCCCUGGGCAUCCUGCUCUCCUCCCCUCCCAGCGCUGCGGACACCGAGGGCUCCAGGGCCCUGCGGAUGCCCAUGUGCUUUGGCACCAGCAGGAGAACACAACCCAAGCUUGAAGUGUCGCUGAGUUGCUCCCGUUUUUCUUACGAUGUGGCUCUGUCAAGCCCUUAAAAUACCAUUUAGUGUGUUCAAAGCGUGAUUGUUUACGGUGGCUGGUGACCAUUGCCACGCUUUCUUCGUUUUGGCCCUAACAUGGUCCUCUUCCAAGUUGAGCCUCAGCUCAACAGUCUUGUGCUCAGCUUGCCUUAACCCCGUAGCUCCCUGGAUGUAACGUCCAGCCAUUCCUGGUGCUCCCAGCCUCAGGGCCAGGGCAUAGCUCUGCCGGGGCUGGUGAAUAGGGCACAGAAGCUGGACGAACGGGCAGCCCAAAGCGUGGCGGCAGGAGAGGGCAGGAGAGGGCAGCGUCAAGCAAAGGCACCUUCUGCUGGAGAUGCUCCAAGAGCUGAGAGACUUGAAAGUUUUAUUUAAACGAAUCCGUGACAUUUGAGGGAGGGUUUGCCCAGUCCAACACAUGUUUGUUACCAAAAGGUCUACCAGACUCAGAUUUCCGGUAUUCCAGCUGUGCGCGUUAACCUCACUUGCUGCACGCAGGGUUUCCGUCUGUGUUGCAUAGGAGGGCCAGGAGGGCCGAGCCGGUUGCUCCCGUCAUCUUUUGGCAGGCAGAUUUGCAGCCCCCGAACACCAGCUUUUGUUGAAACGUCCAGCUUCACUGGUCAACACCGUUUAUCCAUUGCAAGCUCAGUGCAGCCCCGCUUCCCCCCCGCCCCCCAAGCUGUGCGCAGGACUGGCCGGGCCACGGCGCCUUGCAGGCACGGCGAGAGGGGGCCGCUGGCCACGCGAGGGGUCACCGCCGCUGCUGCUCGGUCAGCUCGGAAGCAGCUUUGCAGCCAAACAAGAUGGGUAGCAAUGGCCUAAAACAGCACCCUGGGCUUUUGCAAGCUGGUAACGGCAGCAUCUGCUUUUUCUCAUGAUACCGUCUUUUAAACAACUGGCUCUCUAGAGGGCACAGAGUCAUGCUUGUUUUGAUAAACGUUUAUAACAUUGUAGCCUGUGUUAUAUAGUCAGUCGCGCCGCAUGGCACUUCAGAAACCGCUUACAGCUCACACACAGGGUUUUUAGUGGCUGCAUAAUGGAAUCAAUUGUACUUCGGCUAAACAGAUUUCGGCUUAUGUUGCCUUUCUCCGUGACUUUGAUAAAUGUUGCCAGCCAGCGGGUGGGGAGAGGCUCGGGCUAAGGCGGGAGCACGCCUAGGUCGUUUCACCAGGAUUUCAGAGCAUUUCACCAGUAUUACCGGCUGCUUGGGUGUUUAGCGACAAGGGCACAUCAGUAUUUGCUCACUUCUAGUCUCGUUGGGUUGAAGUCCCUUCUACUGUUUCUACACAAGCUGCUUUGAUUGGCUUCCAGCAGGACUUCUUCUUGUCUAGACAGUGUGUGUGUGGAUGUGCGUGCGCGUGUCUGUCUGUCUCUCUGGCUGUCUGCGUGCGUGUGCGUGUGCGUGUGCGUGUGCGUGUGCGUGUGCGUGUGUGUGUGUGUGUGCGUGCGCAUGCGCGCAUGUGACUUAGGUGUUUCUGACCUCUGGUUUCCUCC